This is a messenger RNA of Callorhinchus milii (elephant shark), 1440 nucleotides long. RefSeq names its product F-box protein 28 (gene fbxo28). Gene Ontology annotation, biological process: protein polyubiquitination. The annotation marks the transcript as partial. Lineage: Eukaryota; Metazoa; Chordata; Chondrichthyes; Chimaeriformes; Callorhinchidae. The transcript is spliced from 5 exons. The record is from RefSeq and is a predicted model, not a curated record.
UUGCGGCCGCUACUGCGCUCUCCUCCGCUUCAAACGCUAUACAAACACCCUCCUCCGCUACUAACCUGUGCACUAGGCCUCGGGCUUCUCGCACUAUUCCCUCGACUCUGCUACUCCGCAUGCGCGGCGUGGGGAGUGUUGGGAUCGCGGAAGCGGCGCACGCAGAAAAUAGUCUUUGCCCGGCGCCCAUGGCCAAACCUGAGCUCCUACGGCCAAUUCUUGGUAUGUAAGCGGAUGGAUGCGAUCUGCCAGCGGAUGCUGAAUCAGGGCUUUCUGAAGGUGGAGAGAUACCACAGCCUGUGCCAAAAACAGGUCAAAGCACAGCUCCCACGUCGGGAGUCAGAGCGUCGGAAUCACUCGCUGGCCCGCCAUGCCGAUAUCCUGGCAGCCGUAGAGACCAGACUGUCACUGCUCAACAUGACAUUCAUGAAGUACGUGGACACCAAUCUGUGCUGUUUCAUCCCCGGCAAGGUGAUUGAUGAGAUUUACCGGGUGCUGAGGUAUGUGAACUCCACUCGGGCCCCUCAGCGAGCACACGAGGUACUGCAGGAGCUUCGCGACAUCUCCUCCAUGGCCAUGGAAUACUUUGACGAAAAGAUUGUCCCGAUCCUGAAGAAGAAGCUAACUGGAUCGGACGUGUCGGGGAGACUCCUCGGGACCCCACCAGUGCCCGGCCCAUCAACCACACUCACUGCUGUGCAGCUGUUCUCGAAGCAGACCCCGGCCCGGCACGAGCUGUGUAAGCUACAGCAGCAGGUGAAGACUCAGGGGCUUAAUGUGACCACGGUGCGCCGGGAGCUGGCUGACUUCCGGGUCAAGUUCCAGGAGCAGCAGAAACAGCUCCAGGACCAAGACCAGAAGAUCCUGGAGCAGAACCAGAUCAUCGGUGAGCAGAACGCCCGGCUGGGUGAACUGGAGCGCAAGCUGUCUGAGCACACGCUCAAGCACCAGCAAAGCCAGCAGAAGCUCAAGGACUUGCAGGAACUGCUGGAGAGGGUCAUCGAGACGGAGGAGGACGGGCAGGGGGCGUCCGGCUCCAUGGCCAAACGUAAAAAGCCCCCCGAGGAAGCAUCAGCCCUGACGGACUCUCCCGUCUGCACGAAGAGGCUUCGCAGUCGUAAAUGAGGAGUCUGUGUUUGUGGCCGGGGGGGCCGCGUGGGGAGAGGGCACAGAGGGGAUGAGUUUCUGUUUUGUGUGGUUGUUUUUUACCCUGUCUCUCGUGCACGUUUCCCCCUCCCCACCACCACCCACCCCAAAAGAUCAGCCUUUGGGAUUAUGGAACAGCCAUCUGCACUUGAACACGAGCCAAAUAGGGGCGGGGAAGGAAAAGGGGACAGAUAGAUCCUUUCACUGGCAAAUGGAAAUCUACUGACUGCAGAGUGUGGAAAGAGUCCUGUAACAUAGUGUUUAGAGCACUCGCCUCGCAAGUGAGAGGACCUU